This is a messenger RNA of Lathyrus sativus (Indian pea), 1104 nucleotides long. Lineage: Eukaryota; Viridiplantae; Streptophyta; Magnoliopsida; Fabales; Fabaceae. The record is from the annotation of a GenBank genome assembly.
AUGGGAAACUGUUGGCCAAAUUCAGAUCAUGACAGUAAAAACCAACAAAACAGUACUUCUUCUGCAGAUGGGAAUAAGGAAAGAUAUGGCGGAAAAAUUGUGACGCCGAAUCUGAAAAUGUUCACAUUAGAUGAGUUGAAAAGUGUGACAAGAAACUUCAGGCCAGAUACAGUUCUAGGUGAAGGUGGUUUUGGACAAGUUUUCAAAGGAUGGAUCGAUAAAAACACUUACAAACCAUCUAAAGUUGGCGUUGGAAUUCCCGUCGCGGUUAAGAAAUCCAGCGCCGAUAGUCUCCAAGGUUUACAAGAAUGGCAGAGUGAAGUGAAAUUUUUGGGGAAAUUCUCGCAUCCGAAUCUGGUUAAACUACUUGGAUUUUGCUGGGAGGAAGAUCAGUUUUUGCUUGUGUAUGAAUACAUGCAAAAGGGGAGUUUGGAAAGUCACAUAUUCAGAAGUCCAGAACCACUUUCUUGGGAUAUAAGGAUGAAGAUAGCUAUAGGAGCUGCUAGAGGAUUGGAUUUUUUGCAUACUUCAGACAAGUCUGUUAUUUAUAGAGACUUCAAAUCCUCUAACAUUUUGCUUGAUGGGGAUUUUAAUGCAAAGUUGUCUGACUUUGGGUUGGCAAAGCUUGGGCCAGUCAAUGGGAGGUCACAUGUAACAACAAGAAUCAUGGGCACAUAUGGCUAUGCUGCCCCUGAGUACAUGGCUACAGGUCAUCUUUAUGUGAAAAGCGAUGUAUAUGGUUUUGGUGUUGUUCUUCUAGAAAUGCUAACAGGCUUGAUAGCACUUGACCCAGCUAGGCCAACAAAUCAGAUGAAUUUGGUGGAUUUCACAAAGGGAUCUCUCCAUGACAAAAAGAAACUCAAAAAGAUAAUGGAUCAAAGAUUGGAUCAACAAUAUCCAUUACCAGCAGCAUUUCUUAUAGCCCAACUUAUUCUUCAAUGUUUAGAGGCUGACCCAAAAAAUAGGCCUUCUAUGGAGCAAGUAUUGGAAAUUUUAGAAAAGGUGCAAACUAUUAAAUACAAACCCAAAGUUAAAAAAACGACAAGUUCGCAACAACAACAACAAAAUAAGAGACCAAAAGAACAUCCUAUCAAUGAUCAAUAA